Messenger RNA from Plasmodium malariae, 681 nucleotides. RefSeq names its product conserved Plasmodium protein, unknown function. NCBI's taxonomy places the organism in Eukaryota, Apicomplexa, Aconoidasida, Haemosporida, Plasmodiidae. Bases 1 to 681 code for a protein of 226 amino acids. The record is from RefSeq and is a predicted model, not a curated record. The transcript is spliced from 2 exons.
AUGAGUUACAUCUCAAUAAAUUCCUUGUAUUUUUUGUGUUGCUUUGUUAUAUUUAUUACAAAUGUAAAUAAUGUAAAAAUAAGAAUAAGAGAAGCGCAAAAAUUUCAAACGGAUUGGUUUUAUAUGAAACAUGGCUACAGUAAAAGUUGUUACAGCAAACAUUUUCGUAAUAACAAAAACUUGCAGUUAAAUAUUAAGAAAUUUGUACAUCAUCAAAAUGAUGAGAUAAAGUAUAAUGAAAGAUAUUUUUAUUCUCUUAUAAAUAUAAAUAAUUUAAAAUUAAAUUUAAAAAAUUUGAUGCAAAAAUAUUGCUUUUUUUUUAAUACUAAUGAAGAGAAUAAUAUAGUCCAUCCUUUGAAAAAUUGUCGUUGGAAAAUAACAGUAUAUAACUUUCUUUUAAAAAAUAAAAAUUCUUUUUACAUUUAUAUUUAUGAAAAUGGAAAAAUAAAAACAUCCGAAAAUUUGGAAGGAAUAUGGUUUUAUAAUAAUUAUCACAUAACAUGGUGCAUAGAAUAUGAGGACAAGAAGGUGUAUUACACGGCUGAGCUACUGUGGAACAACGACAAGAGCAGGAUGAUAAAGGGCAUAAUAUACAAGGAGAGCAAAAACAAAAACUCGUUCUUGCCUUCCUACUUUUUUAGAAAAAUUCUUGGAUCGUUUGAUGGCCAAAUACAGAGUUAA